Molecule: messenger RNA, 2770 nt
Organism: Heterocephalus glaber (naked mole-rat)
Lineage: Eukaryota; Metazoa; Chordata; Mammalia; Rodentia; Bathyergidae
Source: RefSeq, a predicted model, not a curated record
CGCCUGCUCCUGCUCCUCGGGGCGCUGCCGCUGCUGCUCCUGCCGCGCGCCCCCGGGGUGCGAGGUGACUGCGGCCCUCUCCCGGUGGUCCCUCUCGCCAAGCCGGUUUCCGGAGGAAGCACCAGUUUUCCUAAGGACACCAAGGUGGAGUACAGAUGUGACCCAGGCUUUGUCAAAGUCCCAAACUUGCCAAACGCCGUGGUCUGCCUUUCCAACAACAAGUGGACAGACAUAAAGCAAUUCUGUAAUCGUAGCUGUGAUGUUCCGCCCAGGUUGAUUUAUGCAGCCCUCAAGGAGAUUUACAUCAAGAUGAAUUAUUUACCACCUGGUUCCGUUGUCGAGUAUGAGUGCCGGCCGGGUUUUAGAAGACUGUAUCCUCUAGUGGGAAAGUCAACUUGUCUUGAAAACCUAACCUGGACCGCACCUGAUGAAUUUUGUGAAAAAAAAUCAUGUCCUACUCCCAGAGAAAUAGAAAAUGGUCACAUCAAUGUGGCAACUGACAUACUAAUGGGUUCUCAAAUCUUCUUCUCAUGUGACGUAGGGUAUAGAUUACAAGGUGUAGCUUCUACUUUCUGCAUGGCUGUAGAAAAUGGUGUUGAUUGGAGUGACGCAUUUCCAGUGUGCACAAAAAUUUUGUGUCCGGAACCACCACAUAUCAAAAAUGGACAGAUUAUAAACGAACGUGACACUUAUGAAUACAGACAGGUUGUAACAUAUGAAUGUGAUAGAGGCUUCGCCAUGGUUGGAGAAAAGCAGAUUUUUUGUACUGUAACAGAUGACACAGGAGAAUGGAGUGGCCCACCACCUGAAUGCAAAGUAAAUGCUCCAACUACAAGAAUCCGACCAACACCUCAGAAACACACUACAGUAAAUGCUCCAACUACAGGAAUCCAACCAACACCUCAGAAACACACUACAGUAAAUAUUGCAGCUGCAGAAGUUCAACCAACUCCUCAGAAACCCACCACAGUCAGUGUUCCAGAUGCAAAAGUCUCACUCAUUCCUCAGAAAACCAUCACAAUAAACAUUUCAGAUACAAAAGCCCCACUAACUGCUCAGAAACCUCCCAGGGCAAAUAGUUCAGCCACAAAGACCCCAGCAGCAGCUCAGACAUCCCCCCUGCCACAUGUUCUGUCUACAGUGACCACACUGGCAGCCCAGAAUUCCGCCACGGCUAACACUUCUGCCACACAGACCGCACCAACAACCCCAAUACUCACCACAGCAAAAGCUUCCUUUACACAGACUCUUCCAGCAAGACAAAAGUCCACUACUAAGCAUGUCUCAGGUACACAAAGACUCACCUCUGCUCGUAUUACAGCAACGUCCCGUCCGCCUGUUUCCAGGAUAAGUACACGUCCUCCUACAACAGCAUCUGAAGAGAAAGGGUUGUCUUCAGGUACAAAAAGUCUCAUAUAUGGAUUUGUUGCUGGUACUGUAAUAAUUGGUAGUCUAUUUGUAGCCAAGGUUUUCUGGGACCGUGGAAAAUCAGGCCAUUAUAUGACACAAGAGAACAACAAAGCACCCAUUGUUAAUACCUCAAAUGAGGCUGAUGCUACCUCAGAAAUAAGACCUCUUUCCGAUAAAUUACAAAAGGACACUCAUUAUAAAAUUGACGAUUUUGCUUGUGAUGCUAGUAACCGCUGGCUACCUGACAUAGCCAAAGAAGAGUUAAGAAGAGAUCGUCCCCAAAUACUCGGAAUAUUUCUAGCUUGUUACAAGUUCCUGGAGAAACACAGAUACAAUAAACCCAGUAGUGCCCUCUGCUUUGCAUGUUGCCCUUUAUCUUUUUUAGGGUAUGUUAGGAAUGUCAACAAAACAAGGGGGCAGGAGUCCAUCUGGAAGGAAAUUCUCAACGCACCUAAAGCCUCUUGAAAGUAGAAGGCCUUGCAGAAUUGAGAAGAUCACUUUCCUAAAAGUAUAGGAAAGUAGAGACAUUUGUUUAUGCUUACAGUGGGAGCCUGAAUUUCUAUCACUAGAUGUGUAAGCUUAUUUUUACUUGUAAAAGGAAAUAAAAAGUUUAAAACGUUAAUUGGAUAGCAGAAACAAAAUAUCUCAUAUUUUCUAAGCAAAAUUGCCAAAAAGAGAUGAACCAGAUUCUAAAAUAAUGCUUAAACUAUAAAGCACUUUUACAUAUUUCAUUAAAAUGAAUCUUUGGUUUUGGCAAAAUGUUUUAAAGGAAAAACAUACUAAUGAUCCAGGAAUGUAUGUUUCUUGACUUAGUUGGUGGCAAGGGAGGAACAGGAAGUAAAGGAGUUGCUUCUCCCUUUGUUGCAGAAUACAGAUAACAAAACAGGACUUAGUCUAAUACUUACAAGAUUGAUAAGCUGAAAUUUUGUACUUAGGACAGGCUGUUUUGUUUUGUGUUACUUUGUUUCCUCAGGAAAAGAGCCUUAUGAAAGAUAUCUUUGAUUUAAUGUCUUUAAAAAAGUACCCAGGAGCCAGAUGUAGUGGCACAUGCCUGCAAUCCCACCACUUGGGAGGCUGAGGCAGGAAGAUGGCCAUGAGUUUGAGACCUGCCAGCCUGAACUACCAGUGAGAGCCCCCCAAAGUAUCCAGAGAUAGAUAGUAAAAUAUUGACAUAAGGAAAGAUUCUGUAUUUCUGAAGUGAGAUGUUCAUAGCCAAAUUGUAAAUCUUAUUCUUUGUAACAUUAAUUUAUUUAUAUUUAUUUAUGUUGGUGAAUAUUUUGGUUCAUUUCAAGAAGAUAUGUAAAUGAAAAUUUAUUUUCCCUAAGUGGAAAUAAAUAAUCACAGUUUUUGGCCUCAUGUA